Messenger RNA from Hirundo rustica (Barn swallow), 2273 nucleotides. It is a transcript of the gene AK8, whose product is annotated as adenylate kinase 8. Gene Ontology annotation, cellular component: cytoplasm. Bases 773 to 1957 code for a protein of 394 amino acids. Gene Ontology annotation, biological process: nucleoside triphosphate biosynthetic process. Gene Ontology annotation, molecular function: nucleoside diphosphate kinase activity; ATP binding; AMP kinase activity. The transcript is spliced from 14 exons. The record is from RefSeq and is a predicted model, not a curated record. NCBI's taxonomy places the organism in Eukaryota, Metazoa, Chordata, Aves, Passeriformes, Hirundinidae.
AAAACAACGAUGAUGUUCUGAAUCAAUGUUUCAGGAAUAAAAGUCGAACUCAGUGGAGCCCAAUCCUGAAGUCUCCACUGAGGCAGCUUUCCAGCUGAAAUAAUUCAUGGUGGCUACAGUGGUAUUAUGCAAUACAAGAGUGGGAAACUGGUUGGGGUUUUUGCUGUUCUGCACCUUGACAUUCGCAUAUCCUUGUUCCAUAGCUCCAAGAAUUUGUGUUCUUGGUCCACCUGCUUCUGGGAAAACUACAGUUGCAAUGUGGCUUUGUAAACAUUUCAAUGCCAUACGUGUCUCUCAGGAGACUUUGUUAUUCAAGGAAGUAUUAAUGCAGACAGAGGAAGCAAAGGCAUAUAAAGAAAGAAACCAGAUUUCUGGGAAGUGCAAUUCCAUCUACCAGGCUCACCGUAUAUUUACGUCUUUAUGAGAGAGAAAUUAUAAAUGGGUUACCUGAUGUGUACCAGCUAUCCUGAUUUCCAGUGGAAUAAUGAGGCAUUCUGCAAGCAGCCUAUUGAAAAUGGUUUUGUAGGCCACCGCUCAGUGGGAGGAAAACUGCCCGGGAAAUGAGACUGGAAUUGAGCCACAGCGAGCAGAAGGAGCUAAAACACUGAAACACCUGAACGUGUGUCCUUGAUUGUUUCUGUGCAACAAACCCCGCUCCAAAGACUGGAGUGAGAAUAUCACUGCACGGAGAGAAGGGAGGAUAAAUUUGGUUUAAAUUGGUUUGGCAAGGCUCAGCAGAGCAGCCCCCCAGCAGCGCGCAGCCUGUUUUGACAUGACACAUGAAAGGAGCAGCCGAGCCCUGGCCGUCCCUGGCAGCAGCGUGGUGCCCCUUUGGAAGAAAAUUCCCAACGCGCUUUGGGCCAAUCUGAUCCAGGAGCGUCUGUCAAACGUGGACUGCAUCAAACAACAGGGAUGGAUUUUGGAAGGCUUCCCUGAAAAUCAGGAGCAGGCAUGGAUGCUGCAAUCAUCUGGCGUUUUUCCUCGGCAUGUUGUAAUGCUCUAUGCCCCCGACACUGUGCUGAUUGAGAGGAGUGGUGGGAAAAGGCUCGAUCCCCUCACACAAGAGGUUUUCCACACAACCUUUGACUGGCCAAGCGACCCCCUGGUGCAGCAGAGGCUGGUGAAACCAGAAGGUCUCUCCGAGCAGGAGGUGUCCAAGAAGCUGCUGGAAUAUCACAGAAACUUCCCAGAGAUUUUCCACAUCUACCAGAAAGUUCUGAAAUCCAUCAAUGCCGACCAGCCCUCCGUGGAUGUUCUCUCUCAGGCUCUUGCCUUUGUCCAAACCAGGCACCGAUCUGCUGCGCCCUUUACACCCCGGGUUCUCUUUCUUGGCCCCCCAGGCAGUGGGAAGAGCCUGCAGGCAGCACUAAUAGCUCAGAAAUAUGAUGUUGUCAACAUUUGCUGUGGGCAACUGCUAAAGGAAGCUGUUGCAGACAACACAAAACUUGGAGAACUCGUUAAGCCUUACAUUGACAGUGGAUGUCCAGUGCCAGACAACCUUGUCCUGAGGCUGCUGACAGAACGCCUGAGCGCCCUCGACUGCCUGACCAACGGCUGGGUGCUCUCCGGCUUCCCCAGGGACGUGGGGCAGGGAGAGCAGCUGCAGAAAGCACAGAUUAAUCCCAACAGGGUGUUCUUCUUUAAUCUCCCCCACGAGUCCAUCAUGGAGCGCCUGUCCCAGCGGAGGACAGAUCCUGUCACUGGGGAGAGAUACCACACUACCUUCAGACCAGCUCCCACUCCAGAGAUCCAGGCCCGGCUCAGGCAGAACCCCAAAGAUGAGGAAGAAAACAUUGAGAAGCGUCUGAACAUCUACUACAGCAAUGUCAAGGCCCUGGAGGAUUUUUACCAAGAUGCCUUUUAUGUCAAUGCUGAUCAGGACCCUUAUGUUAUCUUUGAGUUCAUAGAAAGCUGUAUCAUUAAGCCCCUUCCAUGUAAAACCAUUAGAAGUGUAUAAUUAAAAGGGAUGAUUGGUGGAAGAGUUGAUUUUAAAUUUUUCCCCAUAACAUUUGCAGCCUGGUUGCUGAAGUGGCAGAGAAAGGGAAGUCAGCCAAGCUGUGCUAAAUCUGAAGCGCACCAAGGCUGAGUGAAGUACAGAGGGUAAGAAAUUGGGCUUAAGGGGAAAGUUUCUGGCUUUUGUUUCAUGAUGCAAGAUAUGAAACACUGUGGCUGGGGAAGUCCUGUGUUUAAUUCAAGUAUUUUUUUUCUGUUUCUGAAUAGUAGAUUUGUCUUCACUGUGUAAGACCCAUGAAGCCAGAUUGGAGUAUUAAAGC